ACACAUGUACAGGUCAGAGGGGUAGCCGGGGUUUUGGACGCCGGGUAGCUUGUCAAAUGAAAUCCUUGCAGUUGUUGGGCAGUUUCUCUCACACACAUUUUUCACCACAGAGGACGAGACUCGACGGACAAAGACACCGACCGGCAUGUCGUACUGCAGGCAAGAGGGUAAGGAUCGCAUCAUCUUUGUGACCAAGGAAGACCACGAGACACCCAGCAAUGCUGAGCUCAUUGCAGAGGACCCAGAUGAUCCUUAUGAGGAACAGGGCCUGAUCUUGCCAAAUGGAGACAUCAACUGGAACUGCCCGUGCCUGGGCGGCAUGGCCAGCGGGCCGUGUGGCUCUCAGUUCAAGGAGGCCUUUUCCUGCUUCCAUUACAGUAAGGAAGAGGUGAAGGGCUCCGAGUGCAUCGAUCACUUCCGUAACAUGCAGGAGUGCAUGCAGAGGUACCCUGAGCUCUAUCCUCAGGAGGAAGAUAAAGAAAGUUCCACCCAGGCAGAGUCCAACUCUGGUUCUGUUUCCACCGCCCCAACUGAGGGCUCUGCCUUACCCCCUGAAAUUGAUUCCACCCCAGCCACUUCAACAUCCGAGUCGGCUGUCUCAUCCGACAGCACGUCACCUACAGACGACCAGACUGCCAGCUAAGGUCAAUCAGUUGUCACCCAGGCUCUUGUUUUCUGUGUGCGAGCACUGCCCAGCAUAAGACUCUCCACGAGGAGCUCUGAUUGGUCUCUUCUCCUGUUUAAGCUGACAGAGAGCGCUUACUGACACAGCUCUGGCGCUCAUGAACAAGGAUGUUGUGAAUGCAGAGAAACGUAGCAUAUUUACAGAAGUAUAGGCUGCUUUGUUUGCCGAGCACUCAAACAUCACUCAGUAAUAUGGUUUAAUGACAGCUGGCCAAGCAAUUUGCUGCAGGGACAUUAGCUGAAAGACUCACUUGAUAUGCCAAAGGACUUUAAUUUGCUGCAUGUUCUCUUGUCAGUCAGAAGAGCAGUUACUUGGCGUGCAUGUUUCCCUGUUAAUGUCAACUGGUCAGGAACAUCACUUAGCACUGAUUUAUCUCUAAUAAUUUAAUUAGAAAAAUCUAAUCAGGUAUCACUUUAUUCUUCUAAUUUAAGCAAUGCUCGGCUUUUUUUUAGGAAUCUUCCUUUCACUCAAGACAGUUUUAACUCUUAAACUGUUGAUUCCAUUUGCUUUCCACCACUUCAGAGACCAAAACACAAAUAAAUGGUAAGAAAACAAGGCUACUGUUACAUGUUCUGUUCGGUGAACAUUUAUAUGAAUAUUAGAUACUUCAGGUUCUCCAUCUUCAUCUGUUGCUGUAUGAAAAACGGUCAUAAUUUUUGUUAAUUGACCCUGUAUCUGGCCUAGACCACUGCGUAAAUGUUUAUAUUGUCUUUAACACUGUCUAAUCUCCAGUUGGAUUCUGUGGUCACCACUCAAUGUUGUUCAAGCCUUAAAAUGGUUUUCCUCAGACAUGUCCAGAUUAAAAUGAUGAUCGAACAA
Micropterus salmoides (largemouth bass) is the source of this 1504-nucleotide messenger RNA. It is a transcript of the gene chchd4a, whose product is annotated as coiled-coil-helix-coiled-coil-helix domain containing 4a. Gene Ontology annotation, biological process: protein import into mitochondrial intermembrane space. The coding region runs from base 146 to 643 and encodes 165 amino acids. The transcript is spliced from 3 exons. Gene Ontology annotation, molecular function: protein-disulfide reductase activity. The record is from RefSeq and is a predicted model, not a curated record. NCBI's taxonomy places the organism in Eukaryota, Metazoa, Chordata, Actinopteri, Centrarchiformes, Centrarchidae. Gene Ontology annotation, cellular component: mitochondrial intermembrane space.